Molecule: messenger RNA, 557 nt
Organism: Eupeodes corollae
Lineage: Eukaryota; Metazoa; Arthropoda; Insecta; Diptera; Syrphidae
Product: cathepsin L-like
Exons: 2
Coding region: 56-406 (116 amino acids)
Source: RefSeq, a predicted model, not a curated record
UUAUUCAAGCCAUACAAUCAUUUAUUUUCAUCUUCACUACCGAAACAAUUGACACAUGAUGGAGUUAAAAUUGACACUUUUAAUUGUUGCGACAUUGGUUGCUUAUGCUGCAAGUUGGAGUUGCACGGAAUCUGAUUGGGCUAAAUAUAAGGAAGAAUACAAUAAAGAAUAUGAUUCCGCCGAAAUAGAUUUGUAUCAUAAAAAUACUUUCUGUGAAAAUCUUAUCAAUAUUAUCCAAAACAACCAGGAUUAUGAAAUCGGCGAGGUUAACCAUAAAUUAUCGGUGACAACAUUUACGGAUCUGUCACCUACGGAGCAAGAAGAAUACCGUAAGAGUCAUGGUUUUAAAAGAAGACGUGGUGGUUAUAAGCCAAAACCAAUUGAGUAUGAAGAGGAACAGGAAUAGUUGAUUUGUAAAUAAAACGAUAAGUAAGUUUUAAACUUAUGCACGUGUUUAAAUAUCAACUUAGUCAAGAAAGGCUUCAAUUUUCUGAAGUGAAAUGAUAUUUUAAACGAAAAUUUGAUUUUAAUAAAGCUAUUUCUUUCUUAAAAGUGAA